This is a messenger RNA of Fonsecaea erecta, 1602 nucleotides long. RefSeq lists its product as hypothetical. Gene Ontology annotation, cellular component: nucleolus. Lineage: Eukaryota; Fungi; Ascomycota; Eurotiomycetes; Chaetothyriales; Herpotrichiellaceae. Bases 1 to 1602 code for a protein of 533 amino acids. Gene Ontology annotation, molecular function: protein binding. The record is from RefSeq and is a predicted model, not a curated record. Gene Ontology annotation, biological process: positive regulation of transcription by RNA polymerase I; rRNA processing. The transcript has a single exon.
AUGGCUGCUGACGUCCAGCCGAUUGCCCAAGUCAAGUUGCCUGCGCGACCUUCUUCCUUGACACCAGAGCAGACUUACUGGCGGUCGUUCAAAUCUCCUCUGAACAUUGCCUCUCCGACAAAGCACGCUGUAACACACAUUUCCCAACCACAGGCUAGCACUCCAGGCCAAAACUCUUCCGACUUCUUUGUUGUCACGACUGGUGCACGCGUGCAGCUCUACUCGCUCAAGUCCCGAAAACUCCUCAAGACUAUCACACGAUUCGACGAUAUUGCCUACAGUGGCGAGGCCCGAUAUGACGGACGGGUCCUUGCGGCAGGCGACGAGACUGGUGCGAUCCAGGUGUUUGACGUCAACUCAAGAGCUAUUUUGAAGACUUGGAAAGAACAAAAACAACCAGUGCACGCGGUUCGAUGGAGUCCCAAGGAGACUACAGCAUUGAUGAGCUGCGGAGACGACAGGACCGUGAGACUAUGGGAUCUUCCAAGCGAGAGCAGUGUCGAGACAUUCCGCGGCCACCAGGACUACGUGCGGACUGGGUCUUUCCUCCCGGGACAGUCUAGUAAUCUUUUUGUCUCGGGCAGCUAUGAUCAGACCAUCAAGCUCUGGGAUCCUCGUACGCCGAAUGCGGCUGUUAUGACGUUCAAACACAUUGCUGCCGUAGAAGAUGUUUUAUGCAUGCCAUCAGGAACCGCCAUCUUGGCGUCAGCCGAGAACCAGAUUGCAGUACUGGAUAUUGUGGCGGGAAGACCAUUGCAGAUGAUCAAGAACCACCAGAAAACCGUCACCUCGUUGUGCCUGGCAUCCAAUGGAUCAAGGGUAGUCAGUGGCGGGCUCGACGGACAUCUAAAGGUCUUUGAGACUACGGGAUGGAACGUCGUGUCCGGUUCCAAAUACCCAGCUGGUAUCCUUUCAUUGUCCGUGAUUGCUGCUGGAAAUCCCCGAGAAGACAAACAUGUUGUGGUGGGAAUGUCCACCGGUCAGCUCAGCAUCAGAACACGACUCUCUGGGGAGCAAAAGGUGAAAGAGCGGGAAAGGCAAAAACAAAUGGAAGCACUCAUCGCUGGGACGAUCGAGGCGUACGACAAGAAGCAGGCCAAAAAACGUCCGAGGGGACUCGAAAAGCGCCUCAGAGGGCGUGACUACGCGGGCGAAGAUGCUGAUAUCAUCGUGGAAGGAAACGUGCGACCCAAACAGAAAAAAUUGGCGCUGUGGGAAAAGGAACUGCACAAAGGCAGAUACCGCGAGGCGCUGGAUAUUGCCCUACGAGGAGCCGAUAGGCUGACAAUGGUCACCUUGCUGAACACUCUCCGCUACCGAUCUGCACUCCGUGCCGCUCUCGAAGAUCGCACCGAAGCAGACCUGCAGCCUAUUCUGCACUGGAUAUGGAAGAACAUCUCUAAUACAGCGUUUGUUUCGUUGUGCGUCGAGGUUUCGAUGAACAUCAUGGACCUGUACUCGAAGCAUCUGUCCGAAAGCGAGAAUCUUGCUAAGCACCUCAAGAGGCUGCGGGACCGAGUACACGAAGAAACAGAUCGAGCAGAGCAAGCAGGCAUAACCAGAGGGAUGUUGGAGCUUUUGGCUGCACAACAAACUGGUUGA